This is a messenger RNA of Trichoplusia ni (cabbage looper), 524 nucleotides long. It is a transcript of the gene RpS15A, whose product is annotated as 40S ribosomal protein S15Aa. Bases 109 to 498 code for a protein of 129 amino acids. The transcript has 3 exons. Gene Ontology annotation, molecular function: structural constituent of ribosome. The record is from RefSeq and is a predicted model, not a curated record. Gene Ontology annotation, biological process: translation. Gene Ontology annotation, cellular component: cytosolic small ribosomal subunit; ribosome. Lineage: Eukaryota; Metazoa; Arthropoda; Insecta; Lepidoptera; Noctuidae.
CCUGAUAGUCGAUUUUUUUCCUGCAGCUUAUGGCUGUCAACACUGAAUAGAAUUCUUUCGGAGUGUUUUGUCAUUUCGGUUCGCUGAGGCGGAUUUUAAAUCUUAGCCAUGGUGCGUAUGAACGUAUUGAGUGAUGCGCUUAAAUCAAUUCACAAUGCUGAGAAGCGCGGUAAAAGACAAGUGCUUAUCCGGCCUUGUUCGAAAGUUAUCGUCAAGUUCUUGACUGUGAUGAUGAAGCACGGUUAUAUUGGCGAGUUUGAAAUCGUCGAUGACCACAGAGCUGGCAAGAUUGUUGUCAAUCUCACCGGCAGGCUGAACAAAUGUGGAGUCAUUUCACCCCGCUUCGACGUUCCGAUAAAUGACAUUGAGAGGUGGACUAACCUGCUACCAUCACGACAGUUCGGUUACCUUGUCUUAACGACAAGUGGUGGCAUUAUGGAUCAUGAGGAAGCCAGAAGGAAACAUCUUGGAGGCAAAAUUUUAGGCUUCUUUUUCUAAGUUUACUCAAUAUAAAUGAAAAUGUA